This is a messenger RNA of Saitoella complicata NRRL Y-17804, 1061 nucleotides long. RefSeq lists its product as uncharacterized. The coding region runs from base 133 to 858 and encodes 241 amino acids. The transcript has a single exon. The record is from RefSeq and is a predicted model, not a curated record. Lineage: Eukaryota; Fungi; Ascomycota; Saitoellomycetes; Saitoellales; Saitoellaceae.
GAGAGAGCCAGCGGGAAGAGGCAGGCAAAAAGAAAACCUGUACUACCUCCUCGGUUGACACGAAUUGGAAGGCCCCGUCUGAAGGAAACAUGAACCAAGCGCCCGUAAAACUUAUGGUCGAAGUGAAUGAAUAUGAAUUCCACUCAUGCUCGUGAGGUGGCCCAGGCCGAAGAUGCUCAUUGUCAAUCUGGCCACCCUGAUCUCACACCGUCCUCGAGAGUUGAAAUUGAUGGAAACCUGGUUACUCUCAGAUUCGUGGCAAACUUCCAAUCCGGAGAAGGAUGUGGCCGAGAACACAUGAGUUCAUGCCUGCGUCUUCAGUGGCAAUGUCCGGGCUCUGAAUUAACACCUGAAGCUUGUCAGUCAAUCACGGCCAAGCUGGAAGAGGCGUCCGUCAAACUCACUCAAGAGGCCGGUCAUCGUGUCAUAAGUUCGAGAUCGACAUAUUCGCCCGGAACGGAUCAGAAUGCUAUGCUUGCGAAGAAGGAUGCCAGAACCGUUUUCUUGCAGUACGAAAGUGCACAUGAAGCCAUGUUAGCCUUGCAAAAUUUCACCAGGCAAUAUGUUCAAUGUUCAUUCCCGGUUUCGUAUCCGAAAAUGAGUAACAUCUAUGUCAGGGUACAUAGCUGCGAGUGUCCGAAUAGUGCCCUGUCGGGAAAGGCAGGGACUUACCAGCUUCUGACCAGGCGCCCCUACCAUCUCCUACGUCUGGACAGAAGGCAGACGAGAGUGACCAAUCAACUGCGCAGCUUGACAUAUGUCCUGAAUCUGUCGAGUAUGUUGCAACUGCUCACGACGUCACCGGUACACCACUACCAGCCAGGCCUGAUUAUAUUCCGACGACGAUGGAUCAGAUGACGUGGGCAGAAUCAAGUAUGUUUCAGACAGCCCCGACGAGUCUUGCUGACCACAGGAGUGUCGACUGUCAUGAGUACGAUGAAGGAGCUUCGAGAUACCAUACAUACCUUGACGACUGUAAGAUCUAAGUUGGCGAACGCGGGCGUAUGACAUCGUGAGGAAGAAUAUCUAAGGUAGCUAGAGCAGCUGCAAAUGCCAGUGGU